UGUGUGUUGGUGUUUCAGACCUGAACGAGGUCCCGGAGACAGAGCUUCUGGAUAACAGCAUCCAGAAGGGCCGCGCCCAGCUGUCCGUCAGGGCCCGGAGGCAGAGGCCCUCCCGGUCCCGCUACCGCGACAGCGUGAGCUCCACGGAGGGCGACGACAGCCUGGAGAGGAAGGAGAGUCCGUUACACUCCACUCACUCACCUCUCCACCUGGCCGUGCGAGGCUCCUCCCCCUCUCCUGAUUCGCUGCUGUCGGCUAGAAGCCCCGCCUUCUCCUUCGACGCCUCGCUGGUGCGCCGCUCCCCGGACCAUGAAGGCGUCUCAUUGGCUGCUCCUCCGAGGGGGCGGUACCGACAGCUGACCAAUGCCACGUCUCAGGAGGCGCUGGUGACGCCCAGCAGCCCCCCCUCCUCCAGGUCCUGCCCCCCCACAGACUGCCCCCGCGUCUACAUGAGGAGGAGCAGGAGGCCGGACAGCGAGGGUACACCUGUACACACACCU
Molecule: messenger RNA, 500 nt
Organism: Notothenia coriiceps (black rockcod)
Lineage: Eukaryota; Metazoa; Chordata; Actinopteri; Perciformes; Nototheniidae
Gene: samd14
Product: sterile alpha motif domain containing 14
Exons: 3
Biological process (GO): neuron projection development; calcium-mediated signaling; actin filament organization
Cellular component (GO): actin cytoskeleton; dendrite; postsynaptic density
Molecular function (GO): actin filament binding
Source: RefSeq, a predicted model, not a curated record